Camellia sinensis is the source of this 708-nucleotide messenger RNA. NCBI's taxonomy places the organism in Eukaryota, Viridiplantae, Streptophyta, Magnoliopsida, Ericales, Theaceae. The record is from RefSeq and is a predicted model, not a curated record.
AUGAUUUUGAAGCGGUUCAAUGAGUCUGAUAUUGCUACACAAUUGGAUAUGUUGAAGAAGUUGAGAAAAAUUGUAAAUCCAACGAGCACUUUUCUUAUUAAGCCUAAUGUGAAGCCUAAUCCACGUCGAGGACAUAAGAAAAUUGAUAUAUCUUGUCGUCGUGACCCAUGUGCAUUUGAGUUGGUUGACGAUAGCCAUGAUAACCAGAGCACGUUUGCUUCCAGUCAGUCAAAGAAAAAGAAAGCUUCGAAAGUGCAUGAGAAGAAGCAAAAUGUGAAGACAAAGACAUAUCGUACAAGAACAAGUUUACCAAGUGCAUUUGCUGAUAGUGAUGGGAAUUGUGGUUUUAGAGCUAUUGCGGGUUUACUUGAUCUUGGAAAGAAUGACUGGGUGCAAGUUAGGCGUGAUCUGCUACAUGAAUUGAAUAAUCACAAAGAUGAAUACGUCAUACUAUACGGGUCGCAUGAAAGGGUUGAGAAGCUGACACACAUCCUUUUAUAUUUUGAAGAUAGCCCAUGCUUUGAUUGUUGGAUGACUAUGCUUGACAUGGGGCAUCUUAUUGCAUCAUUUUAUAAUGUAGUCUUGUACCAUUUGUCAUUGCAACAGUGCCUCACUUUCUUACAUUUGAGAUCACCGCCAGUAACCCCAGCUGAUCGUCGCGAGAUUGCCAUUGGAUUUGUCAAUGGAAAUCAUUUUGUGCAGGUAUAA